This is a messenger RNA of Penicillium pulvis, 1238 nucleotides long. RefSeq names its product structure-specific endonuclease subunit SLX1. Bases 42 to 1238 code for a protein of 398 amino acids. The record is from RefSeq and is a predicted model, not a curated record. The transcript is spliced from 2 exons. Gene Ontology annotation, cellular component: Slx1-Slx4 complex. Gene Ontology annotation, biological process: double-strand break repair via homologous recombination. NCBI's taxonomy places the organism in Eukaryota, Fungi, Ascomycota, Eurotiomycetes, Eurotiales, Aspergillaceae. Gene Ontology annotation, molecular function: 5'-flap endonuclease activity; crossover junction DNA endonuclease activity.
CCUCCCAACCCAGGAAGAUAAGCAAAGACCAGUCUGCAACUAUGGAGGUGCAGGCUGAAAUCCGGCCGAUCCCGGGAUAUUACUGCUGCUACCUUCUUCGCUCAACCGUCCGACACGCCUCUCUUUACAUUGGAUCCACGCCAAACCCGAUUAGGCGACUUUCUCAGCACAAUGGGGAUGCUAAAGGCGGAGCCAAGCGCACGGCUCGUGACCAAUUACGACCAUGGGAGAUGGUUUUGGUCGUCGAGGGUUUCAUGAGCCGCGUAGGGGCUCUCCAAUUCGAAUGGGCUUGGCAACACCCAGACAGAACGAGACACAUCGCCUCAGAUGCCGAUGAUCAUCCAUCUCAAUCAAAAGUCGUUGUGAACCCAAAGACUGGGAAAACAAAACCACGACCCGGUCGCUCUAGGAGAUCUUUGACGGCCCAUCUAGAGGACCUACACACCCUACUACGAUCGGCCUACUUUUCCACGUGGCCUUUACGUGUGCGGUUCUUCUGCGCAGAUGUCUAUCGCGUCUGGAGGGUGUGGAACGACCGUGUGAGUACGCCUCUUCCUGCGGACAAAGUCAUCCUGGAUGGGGACUGUUCAAUGCAAGGUGGUGUCAAUAACAACCAAAGAGUGGAUCACAUUCAAAAUCUAUCAGUCGACUACACACCACUCGAAAGCUACCUCGAGAAGUCGAUGUUUAUUCUGGACGACUCAGACGAGCUGCAAUGUCAGAUAUGCAAAGCGCAAGUUGAACCCAGUACGCAACAGAUCGUGAUGUGUCCACAGAGUUCGUGCCGAGGCACCAGUCAUCUAUUGUGUCUAUCUACCCAUUUUCUCGAUACAGGUGAUGACUCAGAUGCCCUUGUGCCGACACGGGGCAACUGUCCAGCAUGUAAAGAAAUUGUGGGGUGGCCGCUCAUGAUGCAAGAGCUGAGUCUUCGCAAUCGAGCCGAGAAGGAAGCUCGAUUAAUCCUGCGCAGGAAAGACAAGCGCGAACGGAAGGAAUUGGCGAAACAUUCAAGUAGCCAAAGCAGCCCCAAGAAAUCGACCACCGCGCGUGACGUCUCCAUCGAACCAACGUGCUCUCUCACCGAACAUGACCCCUUGUUGGAUGAUGAUUGGUGUGAAAGAGUAGAGCUGGAGUCGGAUACAGAGUUCAGCAGUGGGAAGCGCGCUCUAUCAUCUCCACAGCCCACCAGAUUGGAAAUCGUGAUUGAAGAUAGCGACUGGGAUGAUGCAGAAUCGUAG